This is a messenger RNA of Oryzias latipes (Japanese medaka), 1770 nucleotides long. RefSeq names its product serine protease 27. The record is from RefSeq and is a predicted model, not a curated record. Gene Ontology annotation, molecular function: serine-type endopeptidase activity. Gene Ontology annotation, biological process: proteolysis. NCBI's taxonomy places the organism in Eukaryota, Metazoa, Chordata, Actinopteri, Beloniformes, Adrianichthyidae.
AUAACUGAGAUACGUACGAAACUCCAUCUCAGGCAAGACAGGGUGAGAAGAUCCUGAAGAUGGCUCUCCAACAGUCUGUGUGCGGGUUCACUGUGAUGAUCUUUCUGCUAUGCACAGGUUGUCAUUCACAGAGGCCUGCUUGUGGCAGAGUUCUAAUCAACAGCCGAAUCGUGGGGGGUCAGGACGCUUCUGCAGGAAUGUGGCCCUGGCAGGCAGUGUUACUCCAAAAUGGGGAAUUCUCCUGUGGAGGCUCACUGAUCACUGAUCAGUGGGUGCUAACAGCUGCUCACUGCCUUUCAAUUUUGGACCUCAACUCCACUAUUGUUCAGCUGGGCGCCCAAAACCGAUCAAGUGACCCCAAUGCCGUGUCUCGAACCCUUGAAGACAUCGUCUGCCACCCUGAAUAUGAUACUCAAACCCUCGACAACGACAUCUGCCUAAUUAAGCUCUCUGCUCCAGUGGAAUUCAACUCGUACAUCCAACCUGUCUGCCUGGCCUCACAGGACAGUGCCUUCCAUGAUGGGACUUCCAGCUGGGUCACAGGUUUUGGAGACAACGGGUUUGGCUCUUUACCUGAGAUUCUUCAAGAAGUAAAUGUGCCGAUUGUGGGGCCAAAUCGCUGCAGGUGCUACUACAAAGACGGCAAUGAAAUCACAGACAACAUGCUCUGUGCUGGACUUGAAAACGGAGGAAAGGACUCAUGCCAGGGAGACUCAGGCGGACCCCUGGUGUUUGAAAGUAGUUCCAUCUGGAUUCAGGGUGGAGUCGUCAGUUUUGGUGCUGGCUGUGCCCAGGCUUAUAAACCCGGGAUCUACGCUAAAGUGUCCAACUACCAAGACUGGAUCAGUAACACUGUUACUGGCACGGAGCCGAGCUUUGUUACCUACUUGCCGGGAGGCGAGGACAUGGAUCAGUACUUUAUGUGCUCGACCAUGGUACCCCCCACCACCACCGAUGACGACACUUUGUUUGGCGGGGCCGGACACUUGAGCCACUUCACUCACAUCUUCUCUUUGUCCGUUCUUGCUCUGUUGCUCCAUGUUUUUGUUGGAAGAAUGUAAACCCUAUUACCUAAAACCUGGAAGCACAUACACAACACAUUAAAGGCACUUUUCUUUCUUGAAUACUUCCUGUCAGUGUGCCACAUGUCCGUACGCCAAAUCACUUCUGACAAAAGAUAGUUCAGGCAAUUGGAAAGAGUUUUUUUUAAAGCAAAUUGCUGCAAAUUUCUGAAUGUAGAAAUUCUUCAAAAUUACAUUUUAGGCCUAGUGGACAAAGCACUAAUGGGAAGUAAUCAAUAUGUUUACUCUUUCAUAUCACAACUUUAUUACACAUUAUAGAAGGGGGAAUUGUGACAUUCACACACACAUUGAUUUUUUCUGACUUGUCAGAAUACACAAAACUCAAAAUCAAGCAUGUUUCAUUAAAGACGUUAUAUUAGUUUCUAGACUUUUAUGAAUAAAGAAAAUAAAUAUCUGCAUAUUUGCACUUCAUCAAAGUUUUAAUUUGAACAUUAACAUUUGGAACAAAAUAAAAAAAAGACAAUAUUACAAAAUGCAGCACACAAACUUGAGAGCAUAUAUAAAAUGGAGGAAAUGAGAAGAACUUUGGGAUAAGAUGGGUUUUGUCCCCAUUUUAGUUCAACUCUUCACUUUGAUACUAAUCAGUAGAAAAGUGUUUGAGUUCCCUGAAUCAUUGUGGUUGAGCACUGCCUCAUUGUGUAUGACAAAAAAUAAAUGGAUUUGUAUCAAUAAAGCACUUUAAAAUGCA